AGUUAUCCCGGAGCUUUAAUGAGAAACAUGUGAUCAAUAUAUCCAUUUGGUAUUUCUUGGUAAUUUUUUCUAUUUUCCCUUUUUUUCUUCUUCUUCUUUUAUUAAACAUUUCCCUUUUUCAUAAUCCCCAAUAAUGUCUGUUAAUAUUGAACCUGCUGAGCAGUUAGAAUUCCAUGGUCCCUUUACGCGUGUCUCCAAGGAGUCACUUCAUGUAAAGAAUCCCGGAACUGAACCCAUAAUCUUUAAAGUAAAGACAACCGCACCCAAACAAUACUGUGUUCGACCUAACGCUGGACGUAUUGAACCAAACUCUGAAAUUGAAGUUCAAAUUAUUUUGCAACCUUUUAAAGAAGACCUUCCUCAAGACUACAAGUGUAAAGACAAGUUCCUUGUUCAAACGGCUCCUAUUCAUCAAUCAUUCGAACAACAAGAUGUCACCAGCAUGUGGGGUCAUGUUGAAAGCCUUGAGAAGGAGACAAUGCGUCAGCACAAGAUCAAGUGUGUAUUUGUUGUACCAAACAAGGAGGAGGAAAAUAUUGUAUCUCCUAUUCCUGAACCGGUUACAACAACCGAUAUUGCAUCAUCACCCUUAAAUACAUCAUCCAUUGACACAACACCCGUACCUGUCCCAGCACCAGCAGCACCAGCAGUACCAGCAGUAUCUGUACCUUCUCCAGUCACUACAACCGCUCCACCCACAGCUCCCGUUCCUGCUCCCGUUGCUGCUCCAGUCACUGUAGCGGCUCCUAUUGCUGCUCCUGUACAAGAAACACCUGUAACAGCAACCGCAACAGCUCCUACAAUCGUCACACCUGAAACAAAGCAUGUCCCUACUAUCCGUAGUGUAGCUCCUACUGUCAGUCAAACUACUGUCAGCAAAGAUCCCGUCCUUGUUCCAACCCCUAAUAAUAAGACUGUUUCAGAGCCAACAAAGAACACAAACGCUGAAGUUGAAUUGAGGGCAGCUUUGGAAAAGAUUGCAAUUUUGGAACAACAGUUGGCUGAGGCACAAAAGGAAAGUGUGCGUGCUCGCACCAAUGGUCGUAAAUUAGCAGCUACAGUACAACCUUUGGAUGCUGUGCACCAACAUUUAGCCGCACUUGAGAAGCCUAGUCCCGUGGAGGGUUAUCCACCUCAAGUGGUGAUGGCUGUUGCUGCAUUAGUCUUUAUCUUUACCUAUAUUUUCUUUUAAAUAAAUAAGAUUUGUUUAUUAUUAUUAUUA
Molecule: messenger RNA, 1222 nt
Organism: Mucor mucedo
Lineage: Eukaryota; Fungi; Mucoromycota; Mucoromycetes; Mucorales; Mucoraceae
Product: PapD-like protein
Exons: 5
Coding region: 134-1192 (352 amino acids)
Biological process (GO): endoplasmic reticulum membrane organization
Cellular component (GO): plasma membrane; endoplasmic reticulum membrane
Molecular function (GO): FFAT motif binding
Source: RefSeq, a predicted model, not a curated record